GGAAUAUUGGUUGGGCUGGCUCUAUUUAGGGCUAUUUAUUUUGGACUUGGGGGCCAGUGAUCCACUUUACUUCAGCUCUUUCCUCCUUUCCUUCAUCAUGUCAGACAAAGAAGAUGAGAAAGCAUUCUUGCCACCCCCGGCUGCUCAUCGUGCUGAAAAGAACCACCCUUCUUCCUUGAUUGCUAUCGUUGUUGCAUUUUACUUUGUCAUCUCGCUCUCGGUAGUGUUCCUGAACAAGUACAUUCUCAGCUCAUCUAAAUAUGAAUUCCCUUAUCCUCUGUUCGUUACUUGGUUCCAACUUGUCGUCGCUCUGGUCGUCAUUUUUAUCUGGGCCGAACUUGGAAAAUCCUACAAGACCUUCAGUAUCAUCCCUCCUUAUGAAUUCGACACUGCUCUCGCAAAGAAGAUUGCUCCCUUGACCUUUAUCUACGUUAUGAUGUUGGCCUUGAACAACCUUUGCCUCAAGUAUGUUGAGGUUACCUUUUACCAGGUUGCCCGAUCCCUCUCUAUCAACUUCACCAUCUUGUUCACCUAUCUCAUCCUUGGACAAAAGACGUCUCCAUCCGCUCUCUUGGCUUGUUUCAUUGUGUUCCUUGGCUUUGCCAUUGGUUCUUAUGGAGAAAUCAACUUUUCAUGGGCCGGUAUUUUCUAUGGUGUCGGUUCGUCUGCCUUUGUUGCCUUGUACGGUAUCUACGUUAAGAAAACCUUGAGUGUUGUCGACAACAACCAAUGGCGAUUGCUUCACUACAACACCACUCUUGCUAUUCUUAUGCUCGGUCCUCUUGUUCUUUUGUCGGGUGAAGUCAACGAAAUCUUAGCGAACGUUGAUUUCUUGGACAACGUUAACUUCUGGGCCCUUAUGACUCUGACCGGUGUGACUGGAUUCGGUAUCAACAUUGCUAUGUUCUUGCAAGUCAAGUACACCUCUGCUCUUACAAACACGAUAUCCGGUACUGCCAAGAGUUGUGUCCAGACUAUGCUAGCUGCCAUGAUCUUCCAGAAUACCAUUACUGUUUUGAACGGUGUUGGUAUUCUUCUUGCUCUGUUUGGCUCUGGCUACUAUUCUUAUGUGCGAUACAACGAAAUGAUGAGCAGAUAACUGCCCUCCCCCACAUUGUUAUUCCCCUCCCUCCCCCCGACCAACCCGCCAAGAGGAGUCGACUCUCCGUUUUAUCCAAUCAACGCGAAACAUUAUGAACAUUGUAAAAGUACAACAGUUUACAAACAUCCAUCACUUUUUUUUUCUCCCCCUCCCCAUUGUUAUCGUAGGGUCAAAGCGACA
Molecule: messenger RNA, 1282 nt
Organism: Umbelopsis ramanniana AG
Lineage: Eukaryota; Fungi; Mucoromycota; Umbelopsidomycetes; Umbelopsidales; Umbelopsidaceae
Exons: 3
Coding region: 98-1099 (333 amino acids)
Cellular component (GO): Golgi apparatus
Molecular function (GO): antiporter activity
Source: RefSeq, a predicted model, not a curated record